CCUGCCCUAUUUUCACAAAAAAGCACAAGCUUUUCUUCAGCUACGUUUAUGUGUGUGCCGGUGCUGUUAGUACCCGGCUGUGUAACUUGAUAGGGGGCAUCGAGAGGGAUAAGGGAAUGUUGAGUUGCAAUGGAGCAGAGUACGAUACAGUGGUUAGGUGCUCCCAGCUGUUUGCGAGGCUCCUUCGCCUUCUAUAAGUCAGUGGGUUUAAAGCAAGAGUCUGGAGGCCCGACUCGGGUCUGGAAGCUCGGGGAAUUUUACUUCAUGCGCUGCGGCCCUCAGGAGCCUAUCUGUAUAGCGGAGGUCACACUGCUGUGGGAAGACCAGACGCAGCGCCACCUGCUGGCCAGCUCCAGGCUCUACUUCUUACCAGAAGACACACCGAAGGGCAGAGCAGUGGAGCAUGGAGAGGAUGAAGUUAUCGCCGUAUCAAAGAAGGUUGUGGUGAGAGUGGAGGAUCUGGUGAAAUGGACUUGUCAGGAACCUCCGCAUUGGAGAUGCAGCAGUUCGAAUGUUAAUGGGCCUCAAAAGUCUGACGAGUCACAAGAUGCUAGUUCUCCACAGGAAGGAAAACCAGAGGUUGAUGGCGACGAGUCUCCAGUCCAGCACAUGGUCAAGGUUCUCAGUUACCCUCAAUACUGCCGCUUCCGUUCCCUUCAGAGACGCGUCCCAGAUCAGGCUAGCUGCCCCGGCCUGCAGGACCCUCACCUGCUGGCUCUGGGGGGCAUAAAAGUGGCCCUCCACAACACACGAGUGCUCUACUGUCGGGACACCUUCAACCACCCUACUAUAGACAACAAUGCUAGCAUACUGACACAGCUUGGAUGCACCUCUCUCAGUCUAAAGGGGCGACCUCGAAAAAGAAAGGGCCUGGAUGGCAGUGGAUCUGAUCACAAUCAUUUAUCAGAGUCGUGGAUGGAAAGGAUGAAGGAGAAUGUGAUGGGCAGUGUGGAGAUGCAUUGGGAUGGCAACUGGCUCCCACAUCCAGAGGAGCAGCUCUUCCUGGAUCAGCUAUUUAUCUUUAUGCAGCGCAGAGGUUCUCCUAUAAGCAAAGUCCCCAAUCUUGGAUUUAAGAAGAUUGACCUCUUCCUCAUGUAUUCAGUUGUAAAACGGCUGGGAGGCUAUGACAGGGUGACAUCGCACCGUUUGUGGAAGACUGUGUACAAUGAGUUGGGUGGAAGCCCAGGCAGCACCAGCGCUGCCACCUGCACCAGGAGGCAUUAUGAAAGGCUGAUGCUUCCUUAUGAACUGUAUAUAAGAGGAGAAAACCCAGAACUUAUCAAGUCCAGAGCUACAUUGGCCUCCCCCACUUCAAUCAAAAAGACAGUUCGAGGUAGAGGGUUGUCAAGCAGCCCAAAAAAGAAUGCAGUUAUCGACCAGGGGUUAUCAUCAGAUGGUGCUGUUGUUGUACGUAAAAGAGGAAGACCACCUGGAAAACGCAAUGCCAAAGUUCUGGUCAAGGGCAGAGUUGGAAGGCCACCCUUGCAUCCCAAACCUUCCUUAGAGAAAACAGCAAGACCCCAUCAGGAGAUCGUCCAGCCAUUGACUUUUUUCCAAGAACUGAAGCUUACCAACCAUCCUCAUGGCCAAGGACUGCCCCUUGUAUCCUCUACCCCGCAGCCCCACCAGCCCAUACUGGGUCGAGAUGUAAAGAUGGAGACCGUAGAACCUCAAGCUCCCUCUUUUUUGUCAGUUCCUUGCAAGGUGUUGGCAGGGGGUUCCCUAGAAAGAUUCAGUCCCACUAAAGGACUUUGUCCUUUGGACCUCUUCAGAGCCCGUCUAGGCCUUAAUGGAGUUCAUGAGGUAACUCCUCAAGAUUCUUCAAUGAUCCACCAAACUUUGGUCAAUCAGCCUAAAGUCAGCACACCUGAGACCCCUGAGAGCCCCCAGCACCAAUGUUCAGGGUGCUGUUCAGAUCCCUCAUCCCAGAAUGGAGGCCCCAGAGCCCCCCUGCCCCCUCUUAGGAUUAUCCCGCUUGACAUAGGCUGUAGCCUGCAGUUGCGUCAGCUGAUGCGCACCCGUCUUGGCUCAACACACAUGAACACCUUCACCAAGCGACUUUCAGAAGUUCUGGCUCAGGAUCUCACCAAGACUUCCCAACCCAACGGUAAUGUUCCUCAAGAGCAAUCCCUCCCACUGAACCUGAGUAGGAGAGCAAUCACCAAGAGGCCUGCAGGGGACAUGGAGCUCACAGACCUUCAGAGUCGAGAAGUCCAGUCUGGGACCAAGAGGCAGAAGAUAGAAGCUGAGGAUCUUGGAGUGUCUGUAAAAUUGAAUGGCUUGUCCUUUAUGGUGCCUUUGAAUCAAGAUGAGCCAGCUGAUCUGAGCUCUCCCAGCAGGGCCAGAGCUUUAGUACAGGACAGGACCAAAGUAGAUUCGACUCUUCUUGAACCCACUUGUUUCUCUUUAGUGCCAAAAUCAGAUGUCCCCCUUGAAAUCCCCUCUAGUAUUGGUGCUUCACCGGACACUCUACCUUGUAUUUUUCAGCUGAAACAAGGGGAAGACAAGACCAGCACAAUUGCAGUGACAGUUAAGGCCGAACAAGAAAUCACAUCUCUGGAUCCAGAUCUAGAACCUCAACCAAACAGUGACCUCUACUCGCAGUGUGUACCUACUGAUGAUAUCAAAGAGUCAGAUGCAGUUUCUUCUCUCAAAGUACUUUCUAAUUCUUUCCUUUCAAAGCCAUCAAGCUGUUAGCAUCCAGCCAUGGGAGCGUUAUAAACUUUUUUUAUCACUCCUUUCUGCUCAACCUUUUCCACAAACACGUUUGUGUUGCGUAUGAUCAAAGAGACUGUUCUGCAGAUCUACUAAAAGUACCUGCUUUUAAAACACUACGAGACUCUGAACUGAUGCAGGUGGCCAUGGUUCUACCAAAGAUAAGGUGCCUUGAACUUGAUUAUACUAUAUUUUAGUACUUUUAAGCUGAAACGUAUGCUGUAGUUAGUGGAUCAUCAAGUGGCCAGCCAAUAAAGGACAUUUAAUAUGACUCAUGGAGCAUUUGGUUUCUUCUUUGAAAAAUACAGGUAUUAAAGAAAACCGUUGACACCGAUAUUUGGAAUCAACAUGCCUAUUGUUUCGUAGGCAUAAACGCUUUGUUCAUAAAUGGUCAUUUGUUUUUAUUUUAUGAUUAAAGCAGUGUCAUUUCGUGGGAGUAGCUCAUACUCUCAAUUAUUAUUAUUUAUGUUUUACUCUAUCUCAGUUCUGUACUGUUCUUAGACAGUGUGCUUUUUCUACUUUAUGUGUGUAUUUGUUGAACUGGGCUAUUUAAAAUCUGGGCACCGUAUGACCUCUGUGCUGGAUCUUAUAUUUUCCAUAGCUAUUCGUUUAAAACAAUGUACUGUAUUGUGCAGAUGGUAUGCGUAUUUUGGGUCCCAAUGCAAAUUUCCUUUUUUUUCCAACUCUAUUAUUAUUCUUUUAAAAGUGCAUAUUAUUAACAUAUAGUCAUAUAUUGUAGAUAAUUCCGAUUUGUGUUCCUGCUAAACCAUUGGAUGGUUUACCAUAGACAUCACAGACAUGUUUACAAAAGGACUGAUGUAGAACCGCCUGUUGCGAUAAAAUGGGUUAACUUGAUUUGUUUUCCACUCCUCCUUUAGACCGACCUCUCUUAAUGCAAUGUAUUUUACAGGUUUACAGAUGACAAAUUAUAUUUAAUAAUUUCCACUCAGUUUGCUAUAAUUAACAGCAAUUAAUUACUUGUGUAAAACUCCUUUUGUAUGAUUAUCCUUUAUUAAUCUGCUGGUCAUUUUAUGUUUUUCUUUCUUUGCAUUUCUGUACUUGAAAGGCAGCCAAACAGAACGCUAAUCCCUAUUUAAUUUUCUAUAAACUGUUGUAAUGCCGCCUGGUUACAAUUUAUUUUUCUUUCUCAUUUUGCAUGCUUAUGCUAAUGGAACAUGGACUCUGACGGAUUGUCAUUGCAGACAUGUUUAAACACUGAAUAUUUAUAAUAAAAAAAUAAUGUUGUACUUG
Messenger RNA from Danio aesculapii, 3966 nucleotides. RefSeq lists its product as uncharacterized. Gene Ontology annotation, molecular function: transcription cis-regulatory region binding. The coding region runs from base 130 to 2697 and encodes 855 amino acids. The record is from RefSeq and is a predicted model, not a curated record. Lineage: Eukaryota; Metazoa; Chordata; Actinopteri; Cypriniformes; Danionidae. The transcript is spliced from 10 exons. Gene Ontology annotation, biological process: regulation of transcription by RNA polymerase II. Gene Ontology annotation, cellular component: nucleus.